AAAAGAUGUUCUCAGCCUCUGAAAAGGGUUUCUUUGCGCUGUAAGGAGCUCUAGAUAGUUAUCCAGAGUCGGUUGCAACUGUUUGGACCUCUGUUGCGGCAUGUAGGUCUAAAUAAAUGGAAAUGAGUUAGGUUGAAGAGGCUUGUUGUAAAGAGAAGAAUUGCCUUCGGCCAGAUUUGAAGGAAAAGGGAACGCUAGAAUCGCCACGUCAGAGCAAUGGAAGAAACCUACCUCCUUAAUGUGGAAGGAGUCAAGAAAAAGAUUUUGCAUGGAGGUUACGGGGAACUGCCUCACUUUCAGGAUGGGAGCAAGAUCACCUUCCACUUCCAGACCCUGAAAGAUGAUUUUGAGCGGACAGUGAUUGAUGACAGCCGGAGUAGUGGGGUUCCCAUGGAGAUCAUUGUGGGGAAGAUGUUCAAAAUCGAAGUGUGGGAGACGUUACUGACCUCCAUGCGGAUCAACGAGGUGGCGGAGUUCUGGUGUGAUGCUGUACACACAGGAAUGUAUGCCUUGGUCUCCAAAGGCUUGAGGCAAAUUGCUGCGGGCAAAGAGCCCCUUCACGGACAGAAUCACCAAUGUGGAAUGGGCAACAUGUUUGACUAUCACAGCACAGGCUACGAAGACCUGGAUGAACUACAGAAGACACCUCAGCCCCUCAUCUUCAUCAUGGAGCUAUUCAAAGUGGAGGACCCUUCUUCCUACAGAAGAGACACAUGGGCUAUGAAUAAUGAUGAGAAGCUGGCUGCUGUGCCAAAAUUACACACUGAGGGCAACCGGCUGGUCUUGUGCAGGAAAUUCAAGGAAGCAGCAGAGAAAUAUCAGGAAGCUGUCAUCUGUUUGCGCAAUCUUCAGGUUAAGGAGAAGCCAUGGGAGGAGGAAUGGCUGAAGCUAGAGAACCUCAUCACUCCUCUUGUCUUGAAUUAUUGCCAGUGCCUGCUAGAGCUGGGGGAAUACUACGAAGUGUUGGAACACACCACAGAAAUCCUCCAGAAGCACAGCGGAAAUGUGAAGGCAUAUUUCAAGCGGGCAAAAGCUCACGCUGCUGUUUGGAACGAGAAGGAAGCCCGAGCAGAUUUCUUGAAAGCGGCCCAGCUGGAUCCCUCGCUGGCGGCCGCAGUGAGGAAAGAAUUAAAGAUCCUGGGAGAGAGGAUGAGAUCGAAACAUGUGGAGGAUCGCAAGAGAUACCGAGAUCUGUUCCAGCAGCCUGUCUUAAAAGGGGCAAGUGAGGGAUCUGAAGAAACUUCGGUGGAGCAAGAAGAGCAGGCUGGCUAUGGCCUCGCAGCAGAAAAGAAGCAAAACAACCCAGAAGCUACGAAGCAGGAGAGAGAAUUUGGGGCGAAAAACAGUGGAACAAAUGAGGGAAAGGUAGUUGAAGAAGAGAAAGGGUUCUGGGUAAAGGCUGAAGAACAAAAGAAAGAGGACUUGGUCCCUCAGAAAAAAAUGGAGGAAACAGCAACUGCAAAACAAAGAGAAACACAAGAUGAUCAGGAGGAAAGACAAUUAUUUCCCAAUUCUGGAAACUGCAUGGUAGAAGGUUCUGAGGAUGAACAACAAUUAGGCCCAGGGUUACAGGAGGCAGAAGUAGAGGUUGAAGCUGCAGAGAUGACUUCUGAGGUCUGGGAUAAAAAUGGAGAAAUAGAUUCGACAAUACUGACAGGAAAGCAAGACCUCAGAGCUAUCCUUAGUAACUCUGAUGGGAUGGCAGUAAAGCCCAUGAAUGUCAUAGAAGAAGGAUCCAGAGAAGGACACUGUGAGACUGAAGUGAAGAUUGGGCUGGAUAUGUUCACUGAAAAGGGAGAAUAUGAAGGAAGCUGUGAGAGCAGAGAAACUGAAGCCCACAAUCAUCACUGGAAACAGGCCAACGUAGAUGUUGGAUCAGAACAUGUCAAGGAAGGUACGAGAGUCAAGUGUUUUGAAGAGGAGGAUUGUUCUCAAGUCCAACAAGAAAAGUCCCAAAGAGGAAAAGAAGAGUCAGAUUGUUUCAGUUUGGUGGAAGAAGUAGCUUUGAGGGAGGAAAAAGGGGAGAUUGAUGACCAUUCCAAGCCAGAAAAGAAGUUAUGUAGACCUGAAGCAAACUGGUAUGAAGUCAGAGUGCCAUCCAUUGAAGAUAGUGGGAAAGUAGUCAUCACUUAUGGUGCAAGCGUAGAGACUAACAGGGAAGUGAGAGAUAACCAUGAAGAAAAAGCUGGAUGUGACAAGGAAGGAACCAACAUGGUGGGCAACUCUACAACACGGGAAAAGGUUGAAUGGGAUGAGUUAGGACUGGAAUAUUUUGAGGCCGAGUUAAUGCCCAGCACUGAAGCUACAAAUUCAAAGAUAGGGCCACGAGGAACAACGUCUGACACGGAGCAGGUGGGUUUGCAAGUCACAUGGGAAGAUCCUGAAAAAAGAGAAGGAACUGAACAAAUCUGAGGAGAAGAACGUCUUUGGGGAUGGUUUCAGAUGUCAGGAAUGCAUCAUUUCCAUGUACUGCACAGAAGAUGAAAGACAAGUGUUUAUUCAGGAGAGAUGGCUGGGUUGGAAACGGCAGUUCAAAAGGAUGGUUCUAUCCCAGGUCAGACUGUCUUGAUGCAGGAGGAAACUGGUUUCCAAGAAGGAAAAUAGUCUGAAAGUGACAGUAUGAGAGAGCCAGUUAACCAGCUUAUCUUUGGAAAGAGGGCCAACAUGAAGAUCUCAUCUCCUUUGCUGAAGGAGCCAACUCGACUUCCUGAGAACAGAUAUCCCAAUUCUAAGAUCUCACAAUCCCAACAAGUCACUUAGAAGAUCUUUCUUCUCUAUUUCAUUGCCUCUAAACCCAAGAGAACAUACCAUGACCCCUUGCUGGCCUUCCUUGGUCUGGCAGUGUUUUUGUGAAAUUAAAUAUUGAGUGACCUUUAACGUCGUAAAUCUGGUGGUGUUGUUUUCCAUUAGUAAAGAUGAAAUUGCGAUUGCUAAAACCCAACAAGCUUUACAAUAAAAGUGCGUAAUGUAUGUUGGACUCGGUGGGGCUACUCUGACCUUUGAGCGCUGUAUUAUCCAAAAUAGUAAGUGCAGGCUAGGGUAAAAAAACUAGAUUGGUUUAAUCACAUUUUCAUCAGAUUAAAUGAAUUAUUUG
Crotalus tigris (Tiger rattlesnake) is the source of this 3094-nucleotide messenger RNA. Its product is annotated as aryl-hydrocarbon-interacting protein-like 1. Gene Ontology annotation, molecular function: peptidyl-prolyl cis-trans isomerase activity; protein binding. The transcript is spliced from 6 exons. The coding region runs from base 217 to 2412 and encodes 731 amino acids. NCBI's taxonomy places the organism in Eukaryota, Metazoa, Chordata, Lepidosauria, Squamata, Viperidae. The record is from RefSeq and is a predicted model, not a curated record.